Pogona vitticeps (central bearded dragon) is the source of this 4429-nucleotide messenger RNA. RefSeq names its product BMP/retinoic acid inducible neural specific 2 (gene BRINP2). The record is from RefSeq and is a predicted model, not a curated record. Gene Ontology annotation, biological process: cellular response to retinoic acid; negative regulation of mitotic cell cycle; positive regulation of neuron differentiation. NCBI's taxonomy places the organism in Eukaryota, Metazoa, Chordata, Lepidosauria, Squamata, Agamidae. Gene Ontology annotation, cellular component: neuronal cell body; cytoplasm; dendrite.
GAGGGAGGCAAGGGGCUUUGUUAUCUUGAAGGCACUUUCGGUGAGCGGCGCAGCGUACAGGUGGCGGUUGUUGUCGUUAGGAGCCAGCGCGCAGCUGAGGCGCGGCAGGACACGACAGCUGUGUGGCUCCCGGAACAAGCGUGACAUAAGACCAUCGAGGCUCUCUACCUGGCGAUCACUGGGCAUUCACCUUAGAGAGAAAGACCAAGGAGCGCGGCUUGUCUCUUGUGGGCUAGGGGGAGACCACGCGCCCCCAAGGUGGGCACUUUUUCAACUAGGGUCCCUUUCCGUGCUUUGCCAACCCUGCUGGCCACUUCUAGAGAAAGAAGGCAAUGGGGAGGGCAAGAGCGAGAAGGUGCUGCUUUUCCUAGUCCUCCAACACCACUCCCCACCUACUCCUCUCCACAAAAGACCGCGGGAUUGUUUCCCCCUCCACCCGACGGUCUCCGCUUUGCCCUCACGGAAGCUCGACAGGCACCCCGCCGGUGAGGAUGGUAAUAGGCAGCGGGCUUCCCGCGAAGCAGCCGCGGGCGGGCUGGAACUUGCUCAGGCAAGGACCCAAGGUGACAUCGGUCCAGGGACACCAUUUAUACCCACAUCCUUCGCACGGAACUUCUCGAGUGUGAAGGCCUUGAGGAGAGCUGAGGGCACAAGGACGGACAGCAUCCAGGUGGCCCGAGAAAGAGAACUCAGCGACUGCCCGCGCGCCCGCCUUCUCCUCUGGAUUGCUAGGUGGAGUUGCCCCUGGCGGGCCGCUCUCUUCACCCCCACUUUUUGGCGCCUGCGGUUGCAUUGCCAGGCCAGGAGCAUUGCGCGGGGAAAUCCUAGAAGAGUGCCAAGAGGGAAGGAGCGGGGAGAGGAUGAAGAAGCUACCUGAGCAGGAGAAGCAUGAGGUGGCCGCGUGACACUUGGUUUAACGGGCUCCAGCUGGUGGUCCCAUGGGUGUCAUUGGUAUUGGUCCUGCUGACUCUGGGGUGUUGGGGGCUGGCUGCUGCUGUUGCUGCUUCAUACGGGCAGCAUGCCUCCACAUCCUCUUCCAGCCAAGUACCAUUGGACUGGCUGCUUACUGAUCGAGGACCAUUUCACCAUGCCCCAGAGUAUGUUGACUUCAAGGAGCGAUACCGACAAGGUUUCACCACCAGGUACAGAAUCUACAGAGAAUUUGCUCGUUGGAAAGUGAAUAACUUGGCACUGGAAAGGAAAGAUUUCUUCAGCUUGCCUCUGCCUCUGGCUCCAGAAUUCAUCCGCAAUAUUCGCCUUCUGGGGCGCCGGCCUAGCCUUCAACAGGUCACCGAGAACUUGAUUAAAAAAUACGGUACCCACUUCCUGCUCUCAGCUACUCUUGGAGGAGAAGAGUCCCUGACCAUUUUUGUGGACAAGCACAAGCUCAAUCGGAAAGCAGAAGCUGGAGGGCCAUCAGGAAGUGGUGGGACUAACAUUUCCAUCUCCUUGGAAACACUGCACCAACUGGCAGCCUCUUACUUCAUUGACCGUGAAAGCACAUUAAGACGCCUCCACCACAUUCAGAUAGCAACAGCUGCCAUCAAAGUUACUGAAACCAGGACAGGGCCACUUGGCUGCAGUAACUAUGACAACCUGGAUUCUGUGAGCUCUGUUCUUGUUCAGAGCCCAGAAAACAAAGUUCAACUACUUGGCCUGCAAGCACUGCUGCCUGCAUACUUGCGAGAACGUUUUGUGGUAGCCGCCCUGAGCUAUAUAACCUGCAAUUCAGAGGGGUUACUGAUCUGCCAAGAGAAUGACUGUUGGUGCCAAUGUGGGUCUAAUUUCCCACAAUGCAACUGUCCAGAGGCUGACAUCCAGGCUAUGGAAGAGAGCCUUCUUCAAAUCCAAGAAGUUUGGGAAAGGCACAAUCAACAGUUUCGGGAUUCAGAAGAACUACAGUCUCUUGUUAAGAAACUCCCAAUGGACCACUUCUUGAACCUAACAGCCAUCUCCCAGUACUGGGCAAUGGAUCCUGAUAUUCAGCACCACUAUCAGAAAUUAGGCACCACCUUGAAGAUGCUAUCCAAGAAGAUCCAUCAGAUUGUCUGCCGCCUUCUCAAUCUGGCCAAACGCUGUCACAGGCAACCUCACUUCAGGCUUCCGAAGGAGAGGCCUUUGACCUAUUGGUGGAGUCACGCUCAGUCCCUUCUCUACUGCAGUGAGACUUCUGUGCCAGGGACAUUUGUGGAAGAAAACCACAGCUGUACCUGCCCCCAUGAGCAACCUUCCUGCCAGGGUGCUAUCCCCUGUGCCUUGGGUGAAAGGACAGAAUGUGCUGCUUGUGCAGAGGAUAAUAGCACCCAGUGUGGGUACUGCAAUCCUGGUUAUGUGCUCACCUUGGGAAUGUGCCGCCUAGAGGUGGCAGAGUCCCUUGAGCAUUAUAUAGAACUGGAGACAGAUUUACAGGAUUUGGAACUCAGAUACCUUUUGCAGAAGCAGGACAACCGUAUUGAAGUGCACUCUAUCUUCAUCAGCAAUGACAUGCACCUGGGGACGUGGUUUGACCCAUCCUGGAGGAAGAGGAUGCUGGUGACCCUGAAGAGCAACAAGUACAAGCCAGGAUUGGUCCACCUCAUGCUGGCCCUCUCCCUCCAGAUCUGCCUCACUAAGAACAGCACCCUGGAGCCAGUUAUGGCCAUCUAUGUCAACCCUUUUGGGGGGAGCCACUCUGAAAGCUGGUUUAUGCCAACCAAUGAAACUGGAUUUCCUGACUGGGAAAGGAUUAAUGUAGACACUUCUGGCCUAUGUCAAAACUGGACCCUCACUUUAGGAAAUAAGUGGAAGACCUUUUUUGAGACAGUCCAUGUGUACUUGAGGAGCCGCAUUAAAUUUCUGAAUGACAGUGCCAAUGAAACCAUCUUUUACGAGCCUUUAGAGAAAGACCCUGCAAAGAACAUGGGGUACAUGAGGAUCAAUAGCUUACAAGUCUUUGGCUACAGUCUGCCUUUUGAGUCAGAUGCCAUUCGGAACCUUGUCCUUCAGCUGGAUUAUCCAUACACUCAAGGCUCCCAAGACUCUGCUAUCUUGCAGCUAAUUGAAAUCAGGGACCGGAUAAAUCAUCUCUCUCCACCUGGGAAGACCCGCCUUGAUCUUUUCUCUUGCUUGCUCCGGCACAGGCUCAAACUGACCAUCACUGAGGUAAGUCAAAUCCAGUCCACCCUGCAGGCUUUCAAUGCCCAACUGCCAAACCCAGUGGAGUAUGAGACUGGUAAACUCUGCAGCUAGCCUUGGGAGCGCAGCAGGGUUGUUCUGAUACUGGAGCGAACGACUGGGGAGAAUAAUUGAAACUUCCAAAUGCCUUAUUUUCAUGCCAGCUGUGCACUUUUGUAAAACAGGCAGUGGCCAACCUAAAAGACACUAGUGUUGGCAGGUUUUAUGGUGCUUCAGACUUGGGAAUGGAUUAUGGCACCAAUCACUGCAACAAGUAAAGAAGAUGCCAAAUAGCAUUGCUGCUGCCACUCUAUUCAAGCUGAUUUAUGUAACUGUUUUGUGGCACAUGCCAGAAAAUGUAUGGACAGUUGAAGAAACCAUUACAGUAGAUAGUUGACAGAGAGAUGGAGCAAGAAAAAUGAAGCAGUGGCAGUAAAGACUUGAUUUUAGUGAUCUGCCAAUCUGAUCUGGAGACCCCUGAAUAGAGGGGGAGUAGCAAAAGGGUUGGAUACCAUUUUUGCAAGUACUUCAGGAACACUCACUUUGGAGAACUCUCUUGCCUCCUGUGGCACACUUUUGUAUUGUUUUAUGGGUGUAUCUAACAAUAUCAAAGCCUUUACACUUCAUUUUACUUCUAAAACUUACACCCUAAGCACACUCUCUUGGAACCCAUCACUUCAGUGAGACUUCUUCAUCCCAAAGAAAUGAGUUUGAAAUGAGUUUGAAAACUGAGUAAGAAUCCUCACCGCUGGCUGGUUCCAUGGUCCAUUCAGCUGCUUCAUUCCCUGAUCUAUAUGUUUGGGGUGAGAUCCAUUCAGGAACUGAUGGGUAGUAGCCUCUGGGGCACACAAAGUGUGCUUGAGAUUAUUCCUUUCUCCAAUCCUUUACUUGGGAACAUGUCAACACAGUUCUGUUCCAUUCAUGACAAACAAUCCAGUCACCCAAUGUCAACAGGAAAGGAAAAAAGGCACCUGUGAAGAGUAUCUUCACUGACAUCCAUUCAUCUGUUAUUACAUGUGUAUUUGGAUUCUGGUGGAUAAUUGGCCUUUAUGUACUUGAUUUAUGUAUCUAUUGGUUUUAAUUGGCUGGCUUACAAAAAGUACUAGCAUUUUGUAUUUGGACCAGGAUAUUGCCUUUCCAGUUGUGUUCUCCAGCUGAGUACAUCUUAGCCAAGUGUAUGUUUUACUAUACUUUGUAAGGGGGAUGGCAUAGGGAUAAAGAAAGAGAAAGAAGGAAGGGAAAAAUGGGAAAGCAGUAAACAAUCAAAAUCUUCUGA